AUGUCUUCCAAAGUGUACUCCGUCGCGAGGGUGUACGCGGACGCCAACGAAAUCCGUCCGAGAGAGUACUGGGACUACGAAAACUACAAAAUAGAGUGGGGCAACAUUGCCAACUACGAGAUCAUCUCCAAGAUCGGCAGAGGAAAGUACUCGGAGGUGUUCACGGGCGUGAACGUGCUGAACAACGAGCCCUGUGUGAUCAAGGUGCUCAAGCCGGUCAAGCUGAAGAAGAUCCACCGUGAAAUCAAGAUCCUCAAGAACCUGACCGGAGGCCCCAACAUCAUCAAGCUGUACGACCUCAUUCAGGACCACAACUCGAAGAUCCCGGCGCUCAUCUUCGAGAAGAUCAACAACGUCGACUUCCGCGUGCUGUACCCGAAAUUCACGCUCGACGACAUCCGCUACUACUUCACGCAGCUGCUGCGUGCCCUGGACUACUCGCACUCGAUGGGCAUCAUCCACAGAGACGUCAAGCCCCAGAACAUCAUGAUCGACCCUCUGACAAAGACGCUGAAGCUGAUCGACUGGGGGCUGGCCGAGUUCUACCACCGGGGAAUGGACUUCAACGUGCGGGUCGCCUCCAGAUACCACAAGGGUCCGGAGCUGCUCAUCAACCUGCAACAGUACGACUACUCGCUGGACCUGUGGUCUGUGGGGGCCAUGAUUGCGGCCAUAGUGUUCAAAAAGGAGCCGUUUUUCAAAGGCGAUUCCAACACCGACCAGCUGGUGAAAAUCGCCAAGGUGCUGGGCACAGACGACCUACACAAAUACUGCAGUCGGUACGGCAUCAAGCUGAGCAGCGACUACGACGACAUCCUCAUGACGUAUCCGAGAAAGCCAUGGAGACACUUUAUUAAUGAGAACAACAGGCACCUGAGCGAGAACCCUGCCGUGAUCGAUCUCAUCGACCAUCUCGUCAGAUACGACCACCAGGAGAGGCUCACCGCGAAGGAGGCCAUGGCGCAUCCGUUUUUCCGCGGCUCAUGA
Molecule: messenger RNA, 987 nt
Organism: Ogataea angusta
Lineage: Eukaryota; Fungi; Ascomycota; Pichiomycetes; Pichiales; Pichiaceae
Exons: 1
Coding region: 1-987 (328 amino acids)
Biological process (GO): DNA damage response; regulation of transcription by RNA polymerase I; protein phosphorylation
Cellular component (GO): nucleus; protein kinase CK2 complex; cytosol
Molecular function (GO): protein serine/threonine kinase activity; ATP binding
Source: RefSeq, a predicted model, not a curated record